AUGAGCGUUUUCUGGCAGAGCUGGAGGAUCUUACAGAUAGUCUUUGCAACAAUCACAGCAGUUCUCCCGCAAGAUCUGAGCAGUAAGGAACUGACUGACAGUAAGAGUCCAGUGCCUUUCCCUGUCUUCUUGCCGGUCAACUACGAGGUGCGCGAUGCCGACUACCUCUUCCUAAAGGAGGCUGGACAGGACUUUAUGAGGAACUCCAGCAUGCAGAGUCACACGCAGCCGUUUGUUAUUUUAAGAGCCAGCCGGCAGCCAGCUGUCAACGCCAGCUAUGGCACGAUGUCCACAGAGAAGCUUGUGCCUCGAGAUCUGGUCCAGUCUGUGCAGCUCUUCAACGCCCCGGAGGUCUUUACCUUCAACUGGAAAAUCCAGACCUUCGUGCUGACGCCUCGGGUUUUUUCCUCCAAGCCCAAAGUGCGGGUCCUCUUCUAUGUGGCGGGCAGGGAUUGGAACAGGGGGGAAGGAGCUGUGGACGAGCUACCAUGUGUGACAGUGUAUGCUUUCUGGCAAACCCAGGAGGUGAGGGGUUCCUGUGCCAUGGGAGGUGAGAGGGGAACCUGCAUGGCCGAGCUGGCGCCUGCGCCUGGCUGGUUUGCUCCGGGGUCAGAGGGCACCAGCAGGGAGAGGCAGGAUCCAUCUGCUGGGAACCCUGUGGAGGUGUACUACCAGGCUCAGCCCAAAGUCAAUGGGAAGUGUAAUUCUGCGGAUGGGAGUCGCUGGGGCGCUUCACAGCAGCAGGCCGAGUAUGUUCCUGUGACUCCCAUGCAGAGGAUUGGCAGCGUGCGUCUUCUGCAGGUGCCUAAGGGAAUGGCAACACUCUCUCGGCUCAAGCUCGGCAACGCCAUCGUCAUACGGACGUCCUCCAAACCUCUGAAGAAGACUGACAUCGCUACCUUCUACAUACUCAUGGCCAGCUCUGCUCAGCUGACUAACUUCACUCUCAGAGCAUCGGUAAAGAAAGGUGUGACCUUUCGAACAGCGACACCCAGUAACUCUUUACUGUGGGACAUCACUCUGGAUAUGGGUGCAGAUGGAGCCAUCGCUGUCAUUUGUCAGAGAAAGGCGCCCAUACCCGGCAAAAGGCUUGAAAGCAGUCUACUGGAGGUACUUCAGAUGGAUUUCGAGGUUGAGGAGCUGAGCACUCCUCUUGAGAGUCAGGUGAUCAUAUGGAAGCUGGAGCUGCCGUCAGCAUCCAAAGCUGUCGCCAAGACCGAAGGAGCCAUGAGGAUCUAUACCACUCAGAGAGACUUCGUCGGCCUCGCUCCUCUCAUAAUGGACACUGAGAUCCUGAACACAGCUGUGCUGACCGGAAAGAAGGUGGUGAUGCCUGUGAGGACUGUAGCUGUGGAGGAAGAUGGAGUAGUUACCGAUGUAUCCGACUACACAGACUGUAGCUCCACUGAUGAAGACGUUCUCAAGGUGUCAGACAGGUGCGACUAUGUUUUUGUAAAUGGCAAAGAGACGAAGGGCAAGGUGAAGAUGAUAAUAAACUUUACCUACAGCUACCUGAACGCGCAGCUUGAACUGAACGUGUGGAUGCCGCAACUCCCCCUCCAGAUUGAGCUGUCAGACACAGAGCUGAGCCAGAUCAAGAGCUGGAGGAUACCCAUCCUAACCUCAAAAAGAUCUGGCUGGAACAGUGAGGAAGAUGACCGCAAGGGGAAGGGCUGCAUGCUGCAGUUUCAGCAUGCCCUGGUCCGGGUGCUAACCAAUUUCGUGGCAGAGCAGGCAGACCCUCGAGAUCCUAAGGCCUAUUUCCUGGGCACUGAUUGGCAGGUAGAUGUCACAAGGUUGGUUCGAUACUUCAUGAAGGUGGAGGACCCUCGAGUGGCAAGGCUACAGGGAGGAAGGGUGUUGUCGGGAAGAGACCUUGGGACCACUACCAUCCAGAUAUUUUCUCCACUGUCUGAUGCCAUCUUAGCUAAGACAACUGUCAAAGUCGUGGAUGACAAAGUGACAAUCACAGAGAUGGGGGUCCAGCUGGUUACAGGCCUCUCUAUGACCUUGCAGCUCAGUUCAGGUAGCAACAGGGCCAUCUUGGCUACCACAACCACACAAGAGGUUUUGCAAAACCCCAAACAGGAAGCUUUGGUGAGUGCCUGGUUACAGUUCAGUGACGGCAAUCAGACACCUCUUGACAUCUAUGACCCAACCUACCACCGUGUGACGGUGACAUCUCUGGAUCAGGGGGUGGUGUCGGUGCAGGGUACACCUCCAGUUGUUGUGGCAGAAGGAGAGGGUGAGGGAGUCCUGAUCCGAGUAGAGAUGUCCAUCUGUGAGGCCUGCCAGAAGUCCAAGCGCAAAAGUACUGUCGCUGUUGGCAACGGCAGCCUCAAGGUCAAGUUUCAGGUGAACACUCGGCGGCCGGAUGGCAACACCAGCAGCAUCGACAGCAGCAGUGUUAGCAACAGGGACAAUGGCAGUGACUACGGAAGCGAUGGGGAAGAGGUGGACAGUGAGAGGAAGCAGAGGAAGCCGUCUCAGGACACUCCACCUCGCAUCUCGAACUCAGACAGAGAGGAGAGUGCCAUGCAGAAGAUCACAACCACCAUCAAAUCUACAGAAAGAACCUUGAUAACCAGCGGCAGCCUUGGAGGUGUGGGUAAGACCAGUAAUUCAGGAAACCCCGGCAGCCCUACCAGUGUGCUGAAUGUCAGCCUGAUGAGCAACCCCAGUGACAGCAGCAAAGGAUAUGGCUCUGACAAUAUGAUAGUAGAGGAUAUGAGCAGUGUUAGCUUUACUAGCACUGUGAAGGCCCCUGGGAAUCUGGUAAACUACAACAACUUCCCCACCAAGGUGGAGAUACCUGGACAGGAGACAGCAGAGGUAGAAAUUGGUGGUGAAGACAUGUUGGCCAAUAGGCCUCUCACAGACUUAGAGAUUGGCAUGUACGCUCUGUUGGGUGUCUUUUGUCUGGCCAUCCUGGUGUUUCUGGUAAACUGUAUUUCAUAUGUUGUUAAGUUCAGACACAAGAAGCCUCCCUCCCAUGGCCAGGAGCCCACAGGGCACAGGCAUGACUGGGUAUGGCUCGGCACAGAUGCUGAGCUGGUGAUGAGUGUGCCAGGCAGCCCGGUUCAGCAAGACUCCCAGACUACAACCACGGUUAUAGACAUUGGGCCUGAUAAGACUGCCUCUCUUUCCAGGAGGCCCAGUUGUCUGGCCUCUGUCACAGACUCUCCCCUCAGCUGCGUAGGCUCAGUCAGGAGCAAACCUGUGCACAGUGAGUCCCUCCACUCGCCCACCAGCAAGAGAAAGAGAGUCCAGUUCACCACCUUUUCCACACUAGAGCGCCAGCAUUCGCCACAUCUCCCGCCCAGAGAGAAUGGCCAUGGCAUCCACUGGGUUGGGAAGGAGGACAGCUGUGGGGAGGAACCUCAAGUGCCCAUCACAGAGCCUGGGGAUCAGUUAUAA
This is a messenger RNA of Stegastes partitus (bicolor damselfish), 3417 nucleotides long. Its product is annotated as transmembrane protein 132D. Lineage: Eukaryota; Metazoa; Chordata; Actinopteri; Pomacentridae. The record is from RefSeq and is a predicted model, not a curated record. The coding region runs from base 1 to 3417 and encodes 1138 amino acids. The transcript has 9 exons.